Molecule: messenger RNA, 3910 nt
Organism: Vidua macroura (Pin-tailed whydah)
Lineage: Eukaryota; Metazoa; Chordata; Aves; Passeriformes; Viduidae
Gene: NCKAP5L
Product: NCK associated protein 5 like
Exons: 13
Coding region: 142-3213 (1023 amino acids)
Biological process (GO): microtubule bundle formation; microtubule depolymerization
Cellular component (GO): microtubule plus-end
Source: RefSeq, a predicted model, not a curated record
GCCGGGCCGGGAUGGAAACGCCGCCGUCGCCGGGACCGGCCCCAGGGCCGCUCUGAGCCGAGACCGGCGGCGCCACCGGGAGCCCCGGGCGUGAGUGACACCGCACAGGUUCGGGGCUGGGGACAUCCAAAGCCAGCAGCGAUGUCGGAGAGCGUGGCCGAGGCGCCGGGAGCCGGGAGCCCGGCGGCGCUGGGCGAGACGGGCACCAGCCACGAGCUGCUGCAGCGCCUGCGGGAGCUGGAGGCAGAGAACUCAGCCCUGGCCCAGGCCAAUGAGAACCAGCGGGAGACGUAUGAACGCUGCCUGGACGAGGUUGCCAACCACGUGGUGCAGGCACUGCUCAACCAGAAGGACCUGCGUGAGGAGUGCAUCAAGCUGAAGAAACGCGUCUUCGAGCUGGAGCGGCAGAACCAGGUGCUGAGCGACCUGUUCCAGCAGAAGCUGCAGCUCUCCACUGGCUCCCUCCCCCAGCUGCCGCUGCACCCGGUGCCAGCGCCCCCGGAUGUCCCGGUCACCCCCCAGCCAGGUUCUGCUGAGCAAGAGCCCCCCCCGCUGCUCCCUGGCCUCUGUCUGUCCCUGCCUGAGGUGCUGCCACCAGUGCCAUCGGGCAGCCCUGGGCUCAGCCCCGGUGCCCCGCCCCUGGAUGCCCUGUCCCCAUUCUUCAAAAAGAAAGCCCAAAUCCUGGAGGUGCUGCGCAAGCUGGAGGAGACAGACCCGCUGCUGGGACCCGCCCCGGCCUCCCCCGGCUCCCCCGAGCCCUGCGCAGCCCUGGGUUGGCCCCCUUGCCCGCUGCGGGGGCCGGGGGCUGCAGGGGGCUGGCGGGGCACCGAGGGCAGCCCCUGCUCCUCUCCCGAGGAAGGGGGGCCGCCGCGGGGGGCUCUGCUCAGCGCCUUGGCCGAGCGGCUGCUGCGAGGUGAGGGGGGGGGCUGCUGCCGGCGCAAUGGGGAAGCCCCCGGGGGACCCCCCCGGCAGCGGCGUGGGGAGCACCCCGCUUUCCUGGGACUCUACGCGCCGGGCGAGGAGAGCCCCGAGGGGGGCUUCACCCCGCUCUCACCCGGCGGGGUCCCCAACCCCCUGCCCUCCCCAACAAAGGUGCUCAAACUGCCGCCCCCACCCGGGGGGCUGCGCCUCAGCCCCCAGCUCGCCCACCCCUCCAAGAUCCCCUGUCGCGGCGCCCACCCCGAGGCCUCGCCGGUGCUCAGCCGCCGCCCGUCCCCCGAUGCCGCCCCGGAGCCCGGCUCCACCGAGCCCCCCGCCUUCCCCCACCCCCGCACCUUCGAGGCGGUCGAGCAGCCCCCUGGGCCACCGGGACCCGUGGCCGGCGGGGAGCGGGCGGCCGCUUCCCCCCCCAGCUCUCGCCGCGGCACGGGGGGCUCGGCCCCCUGCCGCCGCCCUGGCAAGAAGCCCCCCGAAGCGGGCUACCUGCCCUUCAAGGAGCGCCUGGCCGCCCUGGGCAAGCUGCGGGGGGCUGAGGGCCGCGAGCCGCCCGGCCCAGGGCGGCCCGAACGGGGCCAUGGGGCCGAGCUACGCCCCCCGCCCCGGGGGGGUUUGGGGGGCAGCCUGAAGCACCCCGAGCCAGCGCACGGCGCGGAGCCCCUGGCCCGGUGCUACUCCUCCGGCUCCAUGGGGGACCCCGGCAAGGCGGGGGGCAAGGGCCGCCCCAGCACCGGCCGGACCCCCUCUCGGACCCCCCCCACGCCCCCUGCCAAGGCCUCCCGCAGCCCUCACGGCAGCCCCACCAAGCUGCCCACCAAGGCGGGCAAAGCCGGGGCGCCGCGGGGCGAGGAGGCAGCGGGCGCCAAGGCGGGCGGGGGUCCCCACAAAACCCCCGCAGACCCCGCGGAGCCCACGGGGCCGACGCCGAGCGCCGCGGGGCACUCGGCCAUCGAGGAGAAGGUGAUGAAGGGCAUCGAGGAGAACGUGCUGCGGCUGCAGGGGCAGGAGCGGGCGCCGGGCGCCGAGGCCAAGGGCAAGGCAGCGGGGCUGGCGAGCUGGUUCGGGCUGCGGCGGAGCAAGCUGCCGGCGCUGAGCCGGCGCGGGGACGGCGGGCGAGGGCGAGAGUGGGCUGGGACCCCCGCGCCCCUUCGCCGAGAGGUCAAGUUGGCCGCCCGCAAGCUGGAAGCCGAGAGUCUCAACAUCUCGAAGCUGAUGGAGAAGGCGGAGGAUCUGCGGAAGGCGCUGCGGGAGGAACACGCGUUCCUGCAGGGACUGGCGCUGGAGAAGGGGCGGCCCCGCGGGCCCCCGCGAGGCCCCGGCCCCCUCCCUGUCAUGUACCAGGAGGUGACGGCCGAGACCUUCAUGCAGCAGCUGCUGGACAGGGUGGACGGCAAGGACGUCCCCUACGAGACCCGCCUGGAGCACAAGCGGGAGCUUUGUGACCUCCGGAGGGUCCCCCCCGACGCCAAAGAACCCCGGCUCUGCCGCCCGCCCCGCAACGGCAUCGUGGGACACCUGCGGGAGCCCUCGGACAAGGUGCCUGACGUGGGGCUCCGGGAUGAGCUGCCGUCCGACGAGAGCUUGUCCGAGUCGGGGACGGCGCAGCACUUCGCCGCCUGCGGGUCUCUGACGCGGACACUGGACAGCGGGAUCGGGACCUUCCCGCCCCCCGACUAUGGGGGGGUGCCCGCCAAGAGCACCCCCAAACCGCGGGGCCGCCCCGAGCCGCUGCCCGGGGCCGUGCCGGCCGCCGUCACCAAAGUGCCGCGCAAGGCCCGGACGCUGGAGCGGGAGGUGCCCAGCGCCGAGGAGCUGCUGGUGCCGGGAAAACACCGGAGCGCUCCGGGCUGCCGCCUCCCGGGCCCCCCCAGCUCGCACGGCCACCGCGCCGCACCCCAAGACACCGGGGAUGACGCCCGGAAGCCGCGGCGCGUCCAGCAGAGCAAGAACUGGACCUUCCCCAACGCCAAAGCCUGCGGUGCUGCUGACCCCUUCGUGUGCCCCCCCGGGGGGCUGGAGGGGCUGCAUCGGCCUGUGCAGACCCCCGUGUGCAGCCCGGCGGGGCAUCGGGGGGCAUCCCCGGAGGCUCCCCCACCGCUGCCCCCCGCCCUGAGCACUAGCAGCAGCCGGACCCCCAGCGCCUCAGACGUGGGGGACGAGGGCAGCACGGAGGCGCGGUCCCGGGACGGGGGGCACGGCCCCGCCGGGCUGGAACACUCCGAGUCCCUCAGCGACUCGCUCUACGACAGCCUCUCCUCCUGCGGCAGCCAGGGCUGAGCCGCCCCCGGCCCUGCUCCCACGUCUUCCACCCCCUCCCCGCUGCUCCCGCUCCUGCUCUGACGGUGCUGCCCGGGCUGGGAGUGUCCGGUGUGUGCCGCUCCCUCUCCCGGCUCUCUCCGAUGGUGCUAUGGCCCUGUACAGCCCCCCCGCCCAUGGGUUUUUAACUCAAUAAAGCCGCCCCCCCAGCCCGGGUUAUUUAUAUACGUGGUGGUGCAGCCGCUGUGUCCCCGUGCCCCGGGGAGGGACGGGGGGAUGUGAGGAUGGAGGGUGAGAUGGACGGACGGACACGGGGGACGAGAGUUUGGAGUCUGAGCGAUUUAUUGAAUCAUCCCGGUGUACAAAGAGCGGAGAUGGCGGGACUGGGAGCGCUGGGAAUGCCGUGUCCCCACGGCCCCCUCCCAGCACACCUUCGUUUCUUGGCACUGGUGCUGAAGGGGAGGCUCCACCAAUGAGUUUGGCUGAGGGGGGGUCCCACCAACAACCCCCCGGGGGCUGGUUUUGGGGCCUCACGGCCUCCCGGGGAAGGGUAACACCCCAGGUGGGGCUGGACAAACCUCCGAGGAAAGAGGACACAUGGGUGACCACUCCAAGGGCCACAGGCCGGGGGAAACCAGGGGGAGCCAAACUCCAGCAGGAUCCACAGAUUGGCUGGUUUUUAAUUAAAAAAAAAAAAAAAAAAAAAAAAAAAAAAAAA